Molecule: messenger RNA, 2235 nt
Organism: Dictyostelium purpureum
Lineage: Eukaryota; Evosea; Eumycetozoa; Dictyosteliales; Dictyosteliaceae
Exons: 2
Coding region: 1-2235 (744 amino acids)
Biological process (GO): G protein-coupled receptor signaling pathway
Cellular component (GO): plasma membrane
Molecular function (GO): G protein-coupled receptor activity
Source: RefSeq, a predicted model, not a curated record
AUGAAAAAACUAUUUAUAUUUGUUGUUGUAUUUUUAUUAUUUUUUAUAAAUAUAAUAAACUCACAAGCCAAUAAGAAAUGUAAAAUAUCAUUGUUAUUGUCAGGUGAUUUUAACGAUAUGGGCUACAACUUUAUGAUGAACGAUGCACGUAUCAGAACCGAAAGAAUUUUAGGUGUAGAUUCGAUUUAUUAUGUACAUUUAGAAGAGUCAUUAGAUUUAGCAAGAUGGGCCAUUGAGGAUUCAGUUAAUAACCAAAAUGCAAAUUUCAUUAUAGUGUCCUCAUCAAUCCACACAUCGUUAGGUUUCGAAUAUGCAAAGAAAUACCAAGACAGAGAUAUCUAUUGGUUUAUUAGAGGAAGAUCAAGACCCGCAGAAGAUGGUUUAGAUAAAGUUACAGUUUUCAGUUUCAACAGUUAUGUUUUACAUUAUGCUUUGGGUUAUUUCUCUGGUUUAAUGAGUAAAACUGGUGUUGUUGGUUUCGUUGCACCAGGACCUCAAGUUCAAACAGUAUCAACUGACAAUUCAUACUAUUUAGGUGCAAGAGCCGCAAAUUCAAGUAUCAAAUUUGUAAAUAUCUAUACUGGCAGUUGGUUGAACCCAGAAGUUGCAUACAAAGCUUCAGAAUUUUUAAUUUCAAAUGGUGCAGACUAUAUUGGCAUGAGUCAAGACGAUAUGAGCGUUCAACAUGCUUUAAUAGAUCAUGGCAGUAUGGGUCUUGGUGCAACUGGUUACCCAAAUAGUUUAGUUUAUGGUGCUGAUGUAGGUUUAAGUUACAUUACCAAUUGGACCGAUGUAUUUGUAAAAUAUGCAACCCGUGUUGUAGAUGGCACUUGGCAACCAGAAAUAUACUCUACUAGUUUUGCAGAUGGUGGAUCAUUAUUUAUGGAUAAAUACAGUUAUAAAGUCGAAGAUUCAAUUCAAUUAAAAGUAUCUGAAAUGAUUGAAAAGUUAAAAAACGACUCUUACCAACCAUUCAGAUGCGAUCCAUUAUAUUUAAAUUUAGAAGUACCAAUUGAAAACGGUAAUUGUGUAAAUGACACUUAUUUCAAAACAAGUAAAAUAUUAAUUCAAAAUUCUGAAGUUCAAGAUUAUGGUGUUUAUACAAUCCCAAUCAAAUUUGUUGAUUACCCAAGUUCAUUAAAAUUAGGUGUAACAAUUGUAUCAGCUAUUUCAAUAGCAUUCUGUAUUGUUGCAAUGGGUUUAGUAAUGUUAUUCAGACAUGCUAAAAUUAUUAGAUCAGCCAGUCCUGCAUUCUGUUUAUUAAUUUUAUUAGGUUGUAUUGUUAUUUUCUGCGCUUGUAUUAUAUUUUCACAAACCCCAACUAAAGAGACCUGUCGUACCAGAGUUUGGUUAUUAUCUAUCGGCUUUACAAUCUUUUUAGGUAACUUGUUGGUAAAGAAUUGGAGAAUUUGGUUAUUAUUCGAUAAUCCAAAAUUAAAGAAGAGAGCUAUUACCAAUUGGAAACUUUACCCAUGGGUUGCAGGUAUUUUAGCAAUCGAUAUUUUAAUCUUAGGCUUAUGGACUGGUUUAGGUAACAUCAGAUCAGAACCACGUGCUGGCAUUGACGGACUUAGCAAAUAUGAAUACAGCGAUGUUUGUACAAACGAUAAAAGCGGUGAUACAAUGUUAUACAUUUUAUUAGUAUUCCACGGUUUGAACUUAUUGAUGGCCUGUUUCAUCUCAUUCAAAAUCAAAGCUGUUGAUAUCGAUGAAUUUAACGAAUCAAAACCAAUUUCAACAAGUGUAUAUUUAAUUACCUUCUGUUUAUUCAUUGUUAUUCCAUUAAUGAUUUCACCACAAUCUAUUUCAUCACAAACUACAAUUAUUUGCGUUUGUUCAAUCUUUGUUACUUUAUUAAGUAUUGUAAUUUUAUUUGGAUCAAAAUUCUACAAGAUGGCAACCAAAGGUUUAGCAUUAAACGAAACUUUCGCCACCAGCACCAAGAGUUCAAGCUUCUCAUUAUCAUUAGAAAAAGAAGAAAAAGAUGAGCAUGUUAAAGAAGAAAUUAAAAAAUCCCAAGCAAGCAGUAACCAAGCCACUAGUGGAAACCAUGUUAGUAGAUUAGCUUAUUUCACAUCUGAUGACAGUGACGAUGAUGAAUCUCCUAAACAAAAUGAAAGACCACAAGAAAAUAUUGAUAUAGAAAAAUCAAAUACCAAUUUAAUUGUACAACAACAACCAGAAUUACAUGAUUCACAACCAACACAAUCUUCUGAAAUUAAAGAAGAUUUAUAA